UUCCAGUGAUGGGGAAGUGACUAAUUCAGACAGAAUCUAAGAAAAGCUGCCUCAACUCUGAUUUUAUUUAAAUUUCCAACAGCACUUGAGUCCAACAAGGUCUUUUACACAUGAGGUCCAUUUUCAGAUGCUGCUACAAAGUGUGGGAUGUAAGCAGGUUCCUCGCCUUCUCUGUCUGCGGUGUGAUGCUCUCUCUACCCCUGCAGUUGUACACUCCUUGACUAUUCAUUUCCCUGUGGCUGUUCUUUAACUCAAAACGGCACUGUUCUGACAUCCACUUCCUAAUCCUUUUUCACGCAAGGACAUCACACAUGGGGAGCGCUUGGAGCAGCUCAGGUUUUCAGGGCGCCCGGGAGUAUGUCACCUGCAAAGCUGUGCUGUGGCUAGCCUUCCUGUCACCUUACUUCCAUGCAGGGGUCUUGAGAAGGUUAAAUGAAAGAACGCCCACCAGGACAGGCUACAUAACUUGGGCUCAGUAGGAAAUGAAAAUGCAGGGUAGUUUAAAAACUAAGAAUUUUCUGGGGAAGAGGAUCUACAGAUGGGGAGGUAGGGAGGGGAAAGGGAAUAAAAAGAAUAAAGAUACCUCAUGUACGCAUACCUGCUUCCCACGAGGAAUGUAAUCAUUACGUACCACAAACCUGCACUAAACGAAAACACACUGCUAAGAACUGCAGACUGGGCCGGCAGAGCAUUAAACUCGAGGCAUCAGGGAACCCGCCAUGAAGAGGACGCUGGGGCUCGAGAGGCUUUUGCACACAGUAGGUACAAAAAUAAAUGCUCGAGGGUUAUGUUUGAGUCCGCACGCUCCGGCAGCGCCCGGGCCCCGGCACUGAUUGCUGACUGCUCGCUGCCCCUCGUCCCCGGAGUGCCACAGCGGAGACCGACCCCAUCUCUACCCAGCCAAAGUUGCUUGCUGCCCCUCGCCCGCCGGGAUGACACCGCCGCGAGGACUGGGUGGCCGCGGCCAGGCGGGUCUUGCAAGCAGCUGGGCCUCGCCUCGCCGCGGCGGCGGUGUUUACCGGUUGCCCAGGAGACGCACGGCCACCCCAGCUGCCUGGCUCCGGGCGGCUCCGCGUCCAACCGCGCCGCAGCCAGCAUGAGCCGCCGCGGCGGUCCCGGCUCCAGCAGCCCCGACCUGACCUGCGCCGCCGCGCUGGGCGCCCAGACGCCUGCGCCCGAGGAAAUCUGCGAUCAUCUCUUGGAAGUCCCAGUCACUCGGGAGCGAUUAAACCACUACUGGAAUGUGGCUGAAAAUGUUCGAAGUGAACUUGCAGCAACUUUGGUCAAAUUUGAAAGUGCUCAGUCUGAGCUUCGAGACCUGCGCUCCAAGAUACUUUCUAAAGAAGUUUGCUGUCAAGAGCUGAAGGCUGAAAUGGAGCGCUACAAAGAAAACAACGCCAGAAAGUCCUCUCUGCUCGCCUCCCUGAGAGACAGAGUCCAGGGACUCGAAGAAGAAGUAGCAGCACUUGCCACGUCCAAAAUCAGAACGGAAACCACCGCUCGCACUGCAGUCAAGGAGAACCAAGAAUUAAUGAGGAAAAUUGCAGAGCUGGACGAGAAAUUACAAAAGUGUGCAAAGGAAAGUGAGGACAAUAAGAAGCAAGUCUCGGAGAACUGCAGGAAGCACGUGGACUUUCUGACUCAGCUUUGGGACUGCCUGGACCCAGACCGGAAGGACCAGGAGGCAUCCGAUGCAGAUCUCAUUUUAAAGCUUCGAGAGCUGUGCAGGGAAAGCACAUUCAUGAAGGGACAAAUUGCUAGUCUUGAAGAGACUAUAAAUGUCCAUGAGAUGGAAGCAAAAGCUAACAGAGAAACGAUCGUGAGGCUGGCGUCCGACGUCCGCAGAGAGCAGGGGAAAGCUAUCUCCUGGGCAGAGGAGAAGGACAAGCUGAACCAGGAUUUUCUCAGUACUGUAGAGGCAAAAGAAGCCCUUGAAAGGGAAGUUCAGAUCUUCCAAGAAAGGUUGCUUGCUAGCCAGCGGGCUUGGGAUGCCUCAAAGCAGGAGCUGAGCCUCCUGAAGAAAAGCUCUGAAGAGCUGGAGAAGAGUUUGAAGGCCAGUCGGGAUACAGCUGUGGCUUCACAAAGCCAGAACUCCUCAUUUAGGGAGAAAAUCGCAGCCCUCCUGAGAGGCAGGCUGGGCCAGGCGGGGCCCACAGAGGACGCCAUUUUGGAGAAGAUUGGAGAGAUGGGCAGCCAGGAAGAGAGCAGCAAAAGGAUGGUCUCCCAGCUUGAAUCUCAAGUAUCUGAGCUUGCUGAACAGUUGGGAAAUGAGUCUGAGUCUCACCAGAAAACUCUACAGAGGGCCCAACAAGCAGAAAACAAGUUGGAGGCUCUUCAGGGCCAGCUGACAGACCUGGAGGGAGAGCUGGUUUCUGGAGAAGUUCUGCGAGACAACUUGAAUUUCGAGAAACAAAAAUAUCUUAAAUUUCUGGAUCAGCUUUCAGAAAAAAUGAAGCUGAACCAGAUGGCUGCUGAACUUGGCUUUGACAUGCGUCUGGAUGUAGUUUUAGCUCGCACAGAACAGCUGGUCCGCCUCGAGAGCAACGCAGUCAUUGAAAACAAGACUAUUGCCCACAAUUUACAGAGAAAGUUAAAGACUCAGAAAGAAAGGCUGGAGAGCAAAGAACUGCACAUGAAUCUCCUCCGUCAGAAAAUAGCCCAGCUGGAGGGGGAGAGGCAGCUGCGUACGGCCUUGGCUGUGGAAAGGGAUGAGGCCCAUCUCACUGUCAGGAAGCUGGAGAAGAAGGUAGAGAGGGUGCAGAAGGAGCUGAGUGCCUGUCGCCAGUCCAACACUGAGCUCAAAGCCAAGCUGGCUGACACCAAUGAGCUUAAGAUUAAAACUUUGGAACAGACCAAAGCCAUUGAAGACCUAAACAGAUCCAGAGACAAGCUGGAGAGGAUGAAGGAGAGAGCUGAGAAAAAGCUGAUGUCUGCCCAGUCAGAGCUGGGGACCGCAGAGCAUGAGGCGAAGGAGGAGAAGGAAAGGGCGAGAAACGUGAUAGAAGUGGUGACCAGUGAAAUGAAGACGCUAAAGAAGUCUCUGGAAGAAGCAGAAAAGAGAGAAAAACAGCUGGUAGACUUCAGGGAAGUGGUCUCCCAGAUGCUGGGCUUGAAUGUGACCACUCUGGCUCUUCCUGACUAUGAGAUCAUCAAACAUCUUGAAAGACUGAUCCAUUCACAUCGGCAUUGUUUUGUGGCCUGUACCUGCCUUACAGACAUGACUACUGGGCAGGACAGACAUCCACAAGGCCACCGGAAGCUUCUUCAUUGAACCCUGUUAUUUCUAGAGGAGGGCACAGCUAAGAGGUGGACUCAAGUCUCAAGUUCACAAGUGCCUCAUAUCUUUGAAAUUUGAUCAGUGUGUGAAUAUUGCACACACUGAUGGUACAGUGAGAAUGCAUAAUGAGCAGAGAAGGAUCUUCAAAGUGCAUCCUAGAUAAACGUUUAACAUGGAAAACACCUAUUAUUAAUUUGCUAGCACUUGGAGACUGAGAGUUUCACUAGAUAGGGGAAUGGGAUGAUGCAUUAACAUUGUUGGUCUCCAAGUGCAAGUGCAUGUUGAGUUGGUGUUUUAUUGGCCACUUUAAUUCUCAUAAUGACCAUGUGGAGAAGCUUUUUAAAAAUUAUUUUUGACGUAUACUUUUUUAUUUGACACAUAAAAGGUGUGACAGUUUAUGGAAUACAAUGUGACAUUUCAGUACAGGUACACAAAGCGUCAUCAUCAGAUGAGGGGACAUGGAGAAGAUUUAGUGCUUUUAUUAUACAACCCCUCUGGAGCUCCCAAAGGUGGCAGUCUGUUAGUGAUGGAGCCAGGAUGCUCAGCACGGUGGCUCUGCCUCAAGGGCUGUGCCUCUUCUACCCCACUGUCUCGUUUUCUUCCGCAUCUUGAUGCUGGUAGAAAUGCCUGUGCAAGGAAGGAAAACAUUCCUGUGACUAACAAUUAAUGGCCCAAAAUAACAGAGUGAUGAGUGCAUUCUGCUUUUUUAUUCUUUAAAAAGCAAAGCAACUAAUUUGUUUGGAUAAACUAUGCAGAGGUCUGAGAUUCAGUAAGAAACUUUGUUCUAAAUGUUGCUACCAGACUGUAUCUGGUGGUAAUUUUGAACUUUUGAACAGGGGUAACCUCAGUACUUUUUCCUGCCUGUGCUGGAGAUUGAACCCAGGGCCUAACACAUGCGAGGCUGAUGCUGCAGCUCUGAGCUACCUUCCCAGCUCUUUUUUUAAAAUUUUAAUUUACUUCUUUUCUUUUGUCUUGAAAAUUGUCUUCCUGAGUUGCCCAGGCUGGCAUCAAACUUGCUAUUCUCUUACUUCAGCUGGGAUUAUAGGCAUGUUCCAUCACACCUGCCUGACUUCGGAAUGUGAAGGAUGAAACCUUCAUAUUAACCCAAACCUGUAAGGUGAAGAAAUCCUGUGUGAUUUUAUUCACCAAUGCAUUAAGAACACUUGCAGCAAAGAUGAUUUCCCAGGAUUGAGAUUUUAUUUUAACUCUCUAUUAUCUUUUAAAUUUCUAUUUCACAAAUAUUUUUUAGAAAACCAUAUUCUUAA
This is a messenger RNA of Chinchilla lanigera (long-tailed chinchilla), 4542 nucleotides long. It is a transcript of the gene Ccdc170, whose product is annotated as coiled-coil domain containing 170. Bases 587 to 3271 code for a protein of 894 amino acids. Gene Ontology annotation, biological process: microtubule cytoskeleton organization. The transcript is spliced from 11 exons. The record is from RefSeq and is a predicted model, not a curated record. Gene Ontology annotation, molecular function: microtubule binding. NCBI's taxonomy places the organism in Eukaryota, Metazoa, Chordata, Mammalia, Rodentia, Chinchillidae. Gene Ontology annotation, cellular component: Golgi apparatus.